CCGCCUGGAGCCCCCGCCGUCCGUGGCAAGAGCAAGAGCAAGGCCAAUGUCCCAGCGAAGGUCCCGGCUGAACCAUGCGAGUCCCUGGCCUACUUGCCGGACCGCUCCGACACUGAGGUGCCCCCUCUGGACCUGGGCUGGACCGACGCUGGCUUCUACCGCGGCAUGAGCCGCGUCACUCUCUUCACCCAUUCCCCCAAGGAGGAGAAGGCGCCCCACCUCAAGCAGGUGGUCAGGCAGAUGAUCCAACAGGCCCAGAAGGUCAUUGCUGUGGUCAUGGACCUCUUCACCGAUGGGGAUACUUUCCAAGACGUUGUGGAUGCUGCCUCCAAGCGCCGGGUCCCGGUGUACAUCAUCCUGGACGAGGCGGGAGUGAAGUAUUUCCUGGAGAUGUGCGGGAGCCUCGAGCUGGCUGACUUCAUCCGCGUCCGCUCUGUGACAGGCGUUGGCUUCUACGUGCCCAUGGGGAAGAUUAAAGGAACCCUGUCAUCAAGGUUCCUGAUGGUAGAUGGUGACAAAGUAGCCACUGGAUCCUACAAAUUCACCUGGAGUUCCUCCUACGUGCACAGAAACCAUCUCCUCCUCCUGACAGGGCAGUACACAGAGCACUUCGACGCGGAGUUCCGGGAGCUAUACGCCAUCUCCGAGGAAGUGAACUUGUUCCAGCAGCUGGGCCUGGCAGGAGGCGCUGGCACACUUGGCCUCCACCGCUCCUCCACUGUGGCUCGCAAGCUUAUCUACCCCAAGUGUGCCUUGGUGGCAGGUAGCCGCCACCCACCGGGGGAGAUGAUGCGCUGGGCUGCCCGGCAACAGCGGGAGGCUAAUGGCAACCUGGAUAGGCAGGAGGAGGGCAGAGGAGGUGGCAAGGCAGCCCGGCGCCUGGAGAGCUUCCUGAAUGACCUGGUUACUAUAGAGCAGAUGUGGCCCCCCGUGGAUCCCGUCCCCUUGACAGAUCUGAGCCACCCGAGGCUCAAAUCCUGAGAGGCAGUCACCCAAAAUGGCAAGGGAGAUGCUGCCAAUGGGGGCCCCAUGCUGGCCACGGAGGGCAAGCGUUUCAUGGGCAGCAGGUUGUUCAGCCGCCGAGCCAAGAGACCUGCAGCACCCAGCAGCAGGGCCGGCUCGCUCUCCCCCGAGGCCUGCCCGGACGUGGAGUUUCUGAAGGGGAAGAGGCCCACUGAGGACUUCAGCACCAACAUCUCAGGUAAAACAAGUCCCAGUCCUUCCAAGUCCGGCAAUUGCGUGAUUUCCUGAGCUGCAGGAUCUGUGGAUGCCCACCUGUCCUGCCCUGUGCCCUGGACAGCACAGGCCCCACCCUGUACCAGUUUGUACCUCCAGCCUUAUCGGCCUCCGCCUGCAGCCUCCAUCCUGGCCUCAACGCCUGAAUCCAGAUGGAAGGGUGGGUCCCAAGACUUCUAAGACCAUCGUGUGCUUCCAGACUGUGGUGGCCAGGCCAGGAAGGGUCACUGCUGCUUUGUUUACAUGAAGAGGAAGCUCGACUAGUG
Ictidomys tridecemlineatus (thirteen-lined ground squirrel) is the source of this 1502-nucleotide messenger RNA. The record is from RefSeq and is a predicted model, not a curated record. Lineage: Eukaryota; Metazoa; Chordata; Mammalia; Rodentia; Sciuridae.